CGUAUAAUAUUUAAGGGUUAUUCGGUUGAAAUAUGUGUACAGUUUCCUCGGAAAAACGCCGGUGCGUGGAAUGCGAACGUGCACCGGCAGCAUUAAAUUUGUAAAACAUAUUUUCUAAUAUACAUUCCGUGGCGCACGGUUUAGUGAUUUAAAUCGACUCAUUUUGGCGCAUGCGCGAAACUGCAGCGACCCAGGUGCGUGCGAGUCAGAUACGAGAAGGCCACACAUAGCGGCAGCAACGACCGGUGGUAGUGGUAGUCAAACAAUGCUGUUCCGAUUCGUCGGUUGCACGAACUCGUUUUGAGUUUACCAAGCUGUUCGACCAAUCGGCAACGAUGUUCGUGUACGGUACGUCGAGCGAGAUCUCGCUGACGUUUUAAUGAUCGAAACUGCGAGUCGUUGUAUCACGUUGAUAUAAAAUUUGAAUAUACGUGUAGUUCGAGCCAAGACGAGUUUGUAAACAAAGAAUGGCCGUGGAGCCUCGUGAGACUGAGCACACGAAGCCGCUGGUGCAGCUUUUUCCGAAAGCAUCAGAGUGCGUGUACACGAGUUGUUACUGGUAGAAGUCGAAAUGUUGUGAUGGCUGGAACGUCUCGCCGUCCGAGCUCAGAGCUCGGACACGAUCUCUCGUCCCCGACGCCGUCGAAGAAGUCAAAGUUCGCCGAGGCGUUGAGCGAAGGAGCACCGGAAUCGGAACAUGAACUGAGCACCGAGGAAUUGAAGAGCGUGGAGAAAUUGGCGUGCUCGGUGGCAGCGACGUUGUCCGGUAAAACGAAAGAUUUGAUCUCGGGAGCGGUUACACCGGGAACCAGUCCGUUCGAGAUCAGCGAGGAGUCGUUGGACAGCACCAAGCAACUCAUUCAAACUAGUUUAGAAGGGCCGGCGAAGGUAACGGCCGGCACUUCGAAGGAAGGACAGUUCGGCAGCUUCGAAACGAUCGCUCAGAUGAAGUUCGGCCAGCAGGAGCUAUCCGGCGGCCCGAGCAAAAGUCCAGAGACGGACAGCGAAGUGCAGAUUCAAACUUCGCUGCUGGGCGAGGACGCGCUGUACCAGGAACUGUCGCUGAUCGGCAACGGUGCCUACGGUACCGUUUACAAGGCCAAGGACUUGAACACGGGACAGGUUGUCGCCCUCAAGAAAGUCCGUGUACCGCUGACCGAGGACGGGCUACCUACGUCCACCUUAAGGGAAAUCGCUACCUUGAAACAGCUCGAAAGGUUCGAGCAUCCGCACAUUGUAAGAUUGCUGGACGUUUGCCAAGGAAAUUACCUGCAUUUGCCAUCCGCCGAUGGUAGAUCGGAGAGGCCAGAUCGAGGACUCACCUUGUGGCUGGUGUUUGAGCAUGUGGAAAGAGAUCUCGCGUCCUACAUGUCCUCGUGUCCACGACCUGGUAUUCCGUCGCAGCUGGUGAAGCGGAUGUCGAAGGAGAUACUGAAGGGUGUCGAAUUUUUACACAGUCACAGAAUCAUACACAGAGACUUGAAGCCUCAGAAUCUCCUCGUGUCGAAAGAAGGGAGAAUAAAGAUCGCUGAUUUCGGACUGGCGAAGACGUACGAUUUCGAAAUGCGAUUGACUUCCGUGGUCGUGACACAGUGGUAUCGAGCCCCUGAGGUACUUCUGGGAUGUUCUUAUGCGACUCCUGUUGACAUCUGGUCUGUGGGGUGCAUACUAGCAGAAUUGAGUCGACUCGAACCCCUAUUUCCUGGGACGAGCGAAGGUGAUCAACUCGAUAGGAUUUUUCAAGUAAUAGGAACCCCAUCGCAAGAAGAAUGGCCCGAGAACGUGUCCUUAAGUUGGACAGCUUUCGCCUGCAGGCCACCAAAACCAUUAGCGGCAAUAAUACCUGAUCUCAACGAAGAUGGACUAGAUUUAAUUAAGAAUUUGCUUAUGUUCGACCCUCAUAGUCGAUUGACUGCGGCUCAAGCUCUAAGACACCGGUACUUUACCGAAGACGACUCGUGAUGACUAUUUUUUCAUUGCGAUAAAUAUUUUGUAGCUGUUUAUUCGUUUCUUAAACGCAGACUGACGUUACUGUAUCAAAUGAUAGUAAUCUUAUUUACGUGUAAGAACGUUGCAGUACUUUUUUUUUUUUAGUUUUUAUUAUACAUAUAUUUUUUUUUAACAGUAUAGUCUACCGCGAUUAUAAUACGAUACGGAUCUUUGUAAGUAGGUAGAGCUUAUGAAUAUUCUCAUUUAGAAAUUAUAAUUGCAAAGCACGUUUAUCACAUCGUAUGAAACUAUCAUCAUAUUUAAUUCACAUUGCCAUCACGUAACUCUGAGCAUCGUCGUAAUUUAAUCAUAUGUAGAUGUUAUAUCAGAGCAAACAAUAAUCUUUUCGUUCUAUUCCGACCAUCGUAUCAUUUCCAUCGUUAGUGUAUUUAAUGGUAACGUUAUUUAUUUAGUUAACAACUAGUAUUUCGAUUCUCUUUUGUCUCUACAGUACCGAUAAUCGUAUUAAGUCGACUUUUCUUCAUUUUCAUUAUCGUUUACGUUGUGGUAUUUUCCCAACCGUACAAGAUACAACAUUCAUCGACGCACACCAAAAAUUAUGUUAUUCAACAAUCAAAUAGGUGUGCUUUCAUAAAGCGCAACGAUGUUCAUAUCACAUGCCUUAAUUUUCAGUAUAGUUAAA
Molecule: messenger RNA, 2632 nt
Organism: Hylaeus volcanicus
Lineage: Eukaryota; Metazoa; Arthropoda; Insecta; Hymenoptera; Colletidae
Product: cyclin-dependent kinase 4-like
Exons: 5
Coding region: 580-1962 (460 amino acids)
Biological process (GO): signal transduction; G1/S transition of mitotic cell cycle; protein phosphorylation
Cellular component (GO): cytoplasm; cyclin-dependent protein kinase holoenzyme complex; nucleus
Molecular function (GO): ATP binding; cyclin-dependent protein serine/threonine kinase activity; cyclin binding
Source: RefSeq, a predicted model, not a curated record